UCUUCGGUCUGCUGCUGAUAUUCUAAUGCACGGAGCCAAAAUCAAGCACAGAUUAUGCCAUCGCAACUCAUCCUUUUAGAACAUGCGGACCUAGUGAUAAUACAAAUGGCAUGGGCAUAGACGCAGAGCCUCAUCCUACAUACAGAAACAUCUUCUUGUAGGCAGGAAUUCUAUUUUCCUCAGUCACUUUAGAUGGCAGAUCUUGACCAAGGAGGAGCAGCAGCCUCUCCCCGAGUGUAGCAGCUCUUCAAAACGCAAAGGGAUUAGAUCUGAGAAAGCGCAGGUGUGGUGCUUUCUGAUGCCCUUUUGCAGGGGGUGAGGUUAUUUCUAACGGGGAAAGUGUUAGGACUGUCAACCGAUGUAAAUUGAGGGACACUUCUGAUAGUAAGUGGUGAAGAAGGAAAAACAAGCUGCAAACUGUGACACUCAGGAGCUCUCGCGCAAACAUAUCACUGGAUUCUACAUUGAUACCUCAAGAAAAAUGUCAUCUCAGACGAAGAUUAAGAAGGACAAGGAGAUAAUUGCGGAGUAUGAAACGCAAGUGAAAGAGAUCCGGAAUCAACUGGUCGAGCAGUUUAAGUGUCUGGAGCAGCAGUCAGAGGCUCGGAUCCAGUUGCUGCAGGACCUACAAGAGUUUUUCCGACGCAAGGCAGAGAUUCAGCUGGAGUAUUCUCGCAGUCUGGAGAAACUGGCCGAGAGGUUCUCAUCAAAGAUUCGCGGCCCAAGGAAAGAACAGCACCUUCUGUCUUCAGUAAACUGCUGGUAUCUGGUUUUAAAUCAGACUCGAAGAGAAAGCAGAGAUCACGCCACACUUAACGACAUCUAUGUGAAUAAUGUCAUCGUUCGCCUGGCUCAGAUCAGUGAAGACGUCAUUCGGCUCUUCAAAAAGAGUAAAGAAAUUGGCAUUCAGAUGCACGAGGAGCUAGUGAAAGUGACAAACGAACUGUACACUGUGAUGAAAACGUAUCACAUGUACCACACGGAGAGCAUCAGUGCAGAGAGCAAGCUUAAGGAGGCCGAGAAACAAGAGGAGAAGCAGUUCAGCAAGUCUGGAGACCUCAAUGUCAACCUCCUACGCCAUGAAGACCGACCCCAGCGCCGCAGCUCAGUAAGGAAGAUUGAGAAGAUGAAGGAGAAGAGGCAAGCCAAGUACUCUGAGAACAAACUGAAAUGCACGAAAGCCCGCAACGACUAUUUAUUGAACCUGGCAGCUACCAACGCAGUCGUGGCAAAAUAUUACAUCCACGAUGUUUCAGAUAUGAUUGAUUGCUGUGACCUCGGUUAUCACGCUAGCUUGGCCCGCACAUUUAGGACAUACCUAUCUGCGGAGUAUAACCUGGAGACCUCUCGGCAUGAAGGUUUGGACAUCAUUGAGAAUGCAGUGGACAACCUGGACCCCCGUAGUGACAAGCACAAGAUCAUGGACAUGUACAAUCAGGUCUUCUGCCCGCCCAUGCGCUUUGAGUUCCUGCCACACAUGGGAGAUGAGGUGUGUCAGGUGAGCGCCCAGCAACCAGUGCAGACAGAACUUCUGAUGCGUUAUCAUCAGCUGCAGUCCCGUCUUGCCACGCUCAAGAUUGAGAACGAGGAGGUACGCAAAACCCUGGAUGCCACCAUGCAGACCUUACAAGACAUGCUGACAGUGGAGGACUUUGAUGUGUCAGAUGCCUUCCAGCACAGCCGAUCCACUGAGUCCAUUAAAUCUGUGGCUUCCGAGAGCUACAUGAGCAAGUUAAACAUUGCGAAGAGGAGAGCCAAUCAGCAGGAGACGGAAGUCUUCUACUUUACUAAAUUCAAGGAGUACCUGAAUGGCAGUAACCUCAUCAUUAAGCUGCAGGCCAAGCAUGACCUGCUGAAGCAGACUCUGGGGGAAGGAGAAAGAGCCGAAUGUGGAACUACAAGACCCCCAACCCUUCCCCCGAAACCACAGAAAUUGCGGAAACCAAGGCCUCGCUCCAUCUAUACCCAUAAGCUGUUUAAUGGCAAUAUGGAGAGUUUCAUUAAGGAUUCAGGUCAACCCAUUCCUCUGGUUGUGGAGAGCUGUAUUCGAUACAUAAAUCUAUAUGGGCUGCAGCAACAAGGCAUAUUCCGAGUUCCUGGAUCUCAGGUGGAAGUCAAUGAUAUUAAGAAUUCAUUUGAGAGAGGUGAGGACCCACUGGUUGAUGAUCAGAGCGAUCAUGACAUCAACUCAGUGGCAGGUGUUCUGAAGCUAUAUUUCAGAGGGCUGGAGAACCCUUUGUUCCCCAAGGAACGCUUCCUGGAUCUGAUCUCCACCAUCAAGCUUGAAUCAUCUGCAGAAAGAGCCCACCACGUCCAGCAGAUAAUCGUCACCCUUCCUCGCACCAUCAUCAUCGUCAUGAGAUACCUGUUUGCAUUUCUUAAUCACUUGUCCCAGUACAGUGAUGAGAAUAUGAUGGACCCAUAUAACCUGGCCAUCUGUUUUGGACCCACUCUGAUGCCCAUCCCUGACGGUCAGGACCCCGUAGCCUGCCAGGCUCAUGUUAAUGAGGUUAUCAAGACCAUCAUCAUCCACCACGAGGUCAUCUUCCCCAGCCCUCGUGAGCUGGAUGGCCCUGUGUAUGAGAAAUGCAUGACUGGAGGAGAGGAGUACUGUGACAGCCCUCACAGUGAACCGGGCACCAUUGAUGAAGCAGACAACGGCACUGAGCCACACACUAGCGAUGACGAGGUGGAGCAGAUUGAAGCCAUCGCAAAGUUCGACUACGUGGGUCGGACACCUCGAGAACUGUCGUUUAAAAAAGGAGCAUCCCUUUUGCUGUAUCACCGUGCAUCUGAAGACUGGUGGGAGGGCAGACACAAUGGUGUGGAUGGGCUCAUACCUCACCAGUACAUAGUAGUACAAGACCUGGAUGAUGCAUUCUCUGAUAGUCUGAGUCAGAAGGCAGACAGUGAGGCCAGCAGUGGACCUUUACUGGACGAUAAAGCCUCAUCUAAAAAUGAUCUUCACUCUCCAUGUGAACCCUCGCCUGAUUACAAGUUCAGCGGGGUCAUGGGCAGGGUUAGGUUGCGUUCUGAUGGGUCUGCUGUCCCUCGGCGCCGCAGUGGCACCGAUUCUCACAGUCCUCCCCGUGACACGCCACCGCGGGCCGCCGCUUACCCCAGCAGCCCCCAUAAGGUGGCAGUCAGUAGAGGCCACAUUGAAAGCCCCGAGAAGAGACGUUUGGGAACAUUUGGCAGUGCGGGCAGCAUUAACUACCCUGAGAGAAAGGUCUAUCCUGAGGGUCACCCACUCAGGCCUGUCCCAGGAGCAACGAGACAUAGCAGCCUUGGAGAUCACAAGUCCUUAGAAGCUGAAGCCUUAGCAGAGGAUAUUGAGAAGACGAUGAACACUGCACUUCAUGAGCUCCGUGAAUUGGAACGCCAAAACACAGCCAAACAGGCUCCUGAUGUUGUUCUGGAUACCCUAGAACCGCUCAAGAACCCUGUGAGCUCCGAACCUGCAAGCCCCUUGCACACCAUCAUGAUUCGAGAUCCAGACGCAGCCCUGAGACGCAGCAGCAGCUCCACCUCCGAGAUGAUGACAACCUUUAAACCGGCGCUGUCCGCCAGGCUAGCCGGUGCCCAGCUCAGACCUCCACCAAUGAGACCUGUCCGACCCCCACCUACCCAACACCGCUCAAGCAGCUCCAGCUCCUCUGGGGUGGGAAGCCCUGCAGUCACCCCGACCGAGAAGAUCUUUCCAAACAAUGCAAGCAAUGUUGCAGCCUCCUCUGCCAACUCAGGCGAGAAACCAGAAACCAUGUAGCACCACCAGGUCCGUAGUGCGGUGGUAGCUACCUGCACUGGUGAGGGAUAGCCAAGGCAAUAUGCUCAUGUCCAGGCCAGGACGUAUAUUAUCAGAAAAAAGUUGUGCUCCCAAUUUUUUGUCUUUUUUUGUUUUCUUUUUCUGUUUUGAGCCUUGAAAAUUCUGGAAAUGCACACAGGUCGGAGCCGUUGCCUGGCGGUGAGCAUAUGUGCUCAGACACAAUGAGCCAUUGUGUGGGUGAUGCAGGUUCGUGUCUGGGUCAGGUCAUAUCGUUUCCCCCCGUCAUUUCCUAUCUUCUCUUUACUUUCUGUCAAUAAUAGUGGCAAAAAGCCUGAAAUAGAAUAGAAUAAAAAGGGUUAUCAGGGUGCAAUGGAAUGGAAAUUAUGAUGAAGUGAACUAUGUAUUAGAUGGAGGGUUGGGAAGAAAAUUCAGACAAAAAAAAAAAAAAAUGCCUCAACACAUCUCCUGUUUUGAUUUUAUUUAAAUUUUACCUCAGAAUUAAUGAUAAGUUUUUAAGACCAUAUUUUUAAGACUUAACUUUUUUUUAGCUUGAGCAAGAUACAAUGUAUUUCUCCUUGCACUGGUUGGCCAGAAGAGUUCUGUUAUUUAGGAGGGAAUAAUUUCCCUUUUUCUCAUUGGAGGACUUAGAUAGUCCAGUUCUUGAGAGAGGGACUGUACAUAUACUGUUAUAGAACCAAACUGUUAUUCAAAGAUUGUCUAACCUGGCCAGCUUACCUGUGAGCUGUUGUAAAUAGAAAUAUACUGUACUUGAACUUGUAAUGCCUUUUGUUUGUAGAAUAAGCGAUAUACAUCUAAGUAACAAAAUAGCCAAGCUGUAAACAUAUAUGAGAUGCAGAAACAAAACAAUAUACCAAUUAAUUUUAAGAAACCUGUGGUAAAAAAUUUAGUUUUACUCUGUAUAUACAUUUUGGGUAGAUUCUUUUUUUAAGUGUCAAUCUUGUACAGCCGAGGACAGAACAGGCAGAGAGACUAGAAUGGCUUUUAUCAAAACAAACAUUCACAUUUACAACCAAUAAGCAAACAAAUAAUGCAUCAAUAAAUGGAUUCUUAGUCUGAGCCAUUAAUAUUAGUUUGGGUAGUGUUUUGCUUAUUUCUUGUCUUUGUGUUUUUGUCUUUUUUUGGACCACAUCAGUUAAUACAUAAAACAUUCCUUCAUGCUUAAAUAAUACAUAGAGUUUAAAUGCAUAUACUUACUGUUAUAUACUUCAAUUACAUUCUUAUGAAGUUGUGUGGCUUUAGGCCAUGAGCUCAGUGUUAUUGGAAACAUCAAUCAAUUAGGCACAAUUUGUAUCCAACAAAAAUAUGCUCUCUCAACUGGUAAUAUCAAUACAACUAACAUUACCAGAUGUUUCUCAAGCGACCAAAGUGUUGAUAAAAAUUGCCCCAAAAGGUCAUAUUUUACUCCAAAAUCUAAAGAAAGAACUGCAUUCCCCCAAUUCUCAUUAAUGUAAUGCAAAAAUAAAAAUCUAAUCAUUAAUGUAAACAAAUAGUGAUCUAUUAUUUAAAUUGUAAAGGAUUUAUAUAUCAGUAUUAUUUCUUGUACUGCCUAUAAAUGAUGCUGAUCAUUGUAAUUUUUUACUAUAAUGAGAAUCAAAUACGAAUCACCAUUGAGAAUAAUGGGAAUUCCAAAAAAAAAAAACCCCAAAAAAACUCAAGUUAAAUGUCCGGAAGCUUUACGGUAUUGAGAGUUUAGUGGGAAAAUGUGCUUUAUUGUCAUUAAAAACAAUGUCACAAUGGGGAAAAUGUUUAAAUUGUCUCCAUUGUCUUUUUGUAAAUGUUUUUUUAUUUUUUAUUUUUUACAUUGGAUUAUGGGUAAAAUUUGACUUAGAAAUUUUUCAUAAGAUUCACCACAAAAUGGUCUUGUUUAGGCCAAGUAUAUGGUGUUAAAGUUAAGCUUGCCUAGUGUUAUAAACGGUACAGUAAUAAAAUACAUACUGCAUUUCAUCUGAUGAGGAACAGAUCCCUCCCCCAAAACUGAAUAUUCGGUCGCCUUGAGAAACCAUCUCCAACCAGAGAAACUCCACUGCCCCAAAUCUGUCAUAUCAUCUCCAGUUCAUCUUCAGCGGUACCCCUCCUCUUUGAGCUGUACUUGAGGAGGGAAUACCCAGUCGUGCACAAAAUUCGCCCGACUGACCUACAUAUCUCGUUAAAUACACUGAGCCUGAAGCUUUAAUCCCAUCUUCUCCAAUUUUAAACUUUUUUAAUUUGCCUUAGUACUUGCCACAUCAUGUAUUCCAUUCAGAAUGACAGUAUGUGAAAGCUUGUGUUGCUAGAAAAAAUGUAUUACAUAAAACAUUUCUACUAAGAAAACAGUACUGUUACCAUGCACACCAUGUUACCAUGUUAAUUUGCAAUGUGUUGGUGUUACAGUAUUUCUAGAUUUGCAUCUGAAGUAAUGCUUGAGCAGUUACAUCAUUUGUCUUAGACCUGUUUACAUUAAUCUUAUGUUUCUUGUUUGUGCCAUGCUAAUUUACUUUCGCAUUAGGAAAAAAUCACUUCCGAGAUUCCAUGUCCUGUUGCUGCCAUCUUGAAUUACUUUUAACAAAUGGUUUUCACAAUGACUGAUAAUUAGCUUCUGUCUGAAUGCCUCAGCUUAGUGGUUGCAUGGGCCUGUUGUCAGCAUGCAAGGCAGACCAACUUGCAUGUGGUUCCCUUAACCAGACAACACCAUAAAAUAUGGCAGUUUAAAGACUGUUAGUGGUGCCUUUCUCUAGGUUUAACGCACAAUGUCCCUAAAUGUGUUGCUGUGAGUGAGCAAAGGAAAACCAAAACUGUAGCUGCAAGAAUUAGGUUCUUUCACAAAGUGAAUGAUUCUCAUUCAAAUAUGACAACUUUGUUUUGUUCUUAGUAACAUUUACUAAUGACACUUCCCAAUAGGUAUCAUGUUAACAUGUGACAUACUUAAAGACUUUUAUUUACUAUUAAUAAGGCACAUAUCUAUUUUUGGAAGUUUAUUUGAAUUCAGUCAUGAUACUUCUGCCUAUUUUCAAUUGAAAAGAUGAGUUAAUUAGUUUUAAGGUGAAGACAAAGUGCAGAGCAUUAAAAUGCUAGGUAUAAAAGUGAGGCAUUCUGAGUCAUCCGUUGAUGUGCUGUGCUGUAGAGGGUUCCCACAGUCAUGGAAAACCUGGAAAUAUCAGGGAAUUUCACAUUUUUCAUUUCCAAGCAAACGUUAUGGGAGUUAAAAGGUUCUGCUGCUUGGAAACGAUGUGUAUGGUGAAAAGCGCUAUACAGAUACAAAUGACUCGACUUAAUAAAGUCAUGGAAAAAUCAUGUCAAAAGUUAUCACAAAUGACUGGAAAGUCAUGCAAAAGUUAUGGAAAUUGAUUGCUCAAAAGGAGUGGGAACACUGGCAAUACCAAAUAAGACUUUUCACCUUUGUUUACACAUAAGGGCUAAGAAUAAUACUGCCCUCUGGUGGCCAUAAAUGGCCUACGCAUCCACACCAUCUCCCUCUGUUGGUCAGUGCAGGUAUUGAUCACUAACUGGAAUGAAGAAUAAGCAGGCAAAACUGAAAAUUAGUCUUGGGCUACUAUCAAGCUGGCAGACAGGAAGCUUUUUGGUGUUAAUGUGGAUGUAACCACAUUUGUCAAUGUUUUCUCAUACGUGCUACAACAUAUCUUCUGUCUUUUAUGUCAUUUUAGCCAUUUCCAACUCUAGCUUGCACUAGCAGCCCUGCACCAAAGGAUCACUUAAAUCAGUGUACUUUAAGAAAUUCACAACCUUGGAUCCGCACACACGCGUGUUGUCUCGUGCUAUACUCUGCUGUAAUCAGUUGUGACAUGCCUUUUGAGUGUUAUAAGCAUUAUCACUCAUGAAUUUGAAUACUUGAUUAUCAACAGCAUUACACUUCUGUUCAUUUUCUCUACUGCUGGGAAAUGCAUUAAAGGGAUAGUUUAUCUAAAAGUGAAAAUGUUGUCAUUUACUCACCCUCAUGUCAUUCCAAACAUGCGUGACUUUUUUUUCUGCUGUGGAACACCAGAAGGAUGAAAAAGAACCACAAAAGUGGUCCUGAAAACGUAUGUGCUAUAUUCCAAGUCUUCUGAAGCCAUACGACAGCUUUGUGAUAGACUAAAAAUACUUAUUCACUGAACAUCUUCCUUGACAGCUGUGGUCACCAUCCACUCUCAUUGUAUGGACAUUCUUCUCUAAAUAACUAAUUUUGUGUUCCAUGGAAGAAAGAAAGCCAUUUGGGCUUCAAAAGACAAAAGGGUGAGUAAAUAAGACAGAAUUUUCAUUUUUGAGUGGACUACUCCUUUAAAUUCUUAUAUAUCUGUUGUACAGCUCACUGUAUAUUAGCACUUAUGUAAAGAGUUUUAUAAUAAAUAAUAUCAAGUGUACAGAAACUGCCAUCCACAACAUACUGUACUCAAAUUGCCGUGGUCUCUCAUCUGUUUCUAAUCUGUGUUCUAUAAUUUGUCUCUCUUCUUUUAAUCUCUCCUCUGCCAGUGACCCAAGGCUGUGCUGUGAAGCGCUCAGACUUUUGCUGUUAAGUUGAACCUACCCGAAGCUAAUGCAUUGCAGUAUAUAAGACCUUGUUGGUCUGAUAAUAGGAUGUUGUAUGGUACUUGCACGAUUACUAAGGCACUUGGAGCAUCCCUGUACUUAAAUAGACUAUUUGAUGUUUCUGGAAGUGUGUUUUGGGAAUGUAUGCUAAAUUGGGUGUGCAUUGUACGUAUGUCACAUUGGUUUGUUUAUUGUAUGUGUGCUAAGAUAACAGAAAAUAUAGGCUUUCUCCUUUUCCGGACACCGUGUUCAACAGAAUAAAAAAGUGCUGUCUGUCUGUAGCAGUGGGUUGUGAAAACUGUUGUUUUGGGGUUUGUUCCUCCUCUAAACACUUUCGUCUAGUGAUGCUGUAAAAUGAGUGUUUGAAUGGUUGGAUUCCCCCCUGUGAUGUAAUCGUACACCAUCCCACUGUUUGGAUGUGAACCAUUCUUAAGUCCAAAUAAAUACAUUUUUUGACCUUAUAUGUAAUUGUUGUCAU
This is a messenger RNA of Myxocyprinus asiaticus (Chinese sucker), 8768 nucleotides long. Its product is annotated as SLIT-ROBO Rho GTPase-activating protein 3. The transcript has 22 exons. Lineage: Eukaryota; Metazoa; Chordata; Actinopteri; Cypriniformes; Catostomidae. The coding region runs from base 482 to 3766 and encodes 1094 amino acids. Gene Ontology annotation, biological process: negative regulation of cell migration; signal transduction. Gene Ontology annotation, cellular component: cytoplasm. Gene Ontology annotation, molecular function: protein binding. The record is from RefSeq and is a predicted model, not a curated record.